GCGCUUGCUCAUACAGUACUCAUUUGAGGCCCAAAGCGUUGCGCAAGUAUUGUAUACAUGUCGUCACAGCAUGCGCGACUUUGACACUUACCUGACCAUCACAAUCUGGACUUUGCACCAUGAAGAGUCGAUAUUUACAAUUUCUAGAGCUUGAAAAAUGCCUGGGUACCAUGAGUGAGAUCGGGUACUGUACCUGCCUCAUGUUUAGGUAGGUAAGACGGGGUGUGGACGGGGUGCACCUAACCAUGACGUCAAGGUCCUCAAGUGGUCUCCGGGGCGCGUCUUCACUUUGUUUCAGUUCGAGUUCGGUUCGCGGUUGCCUUUCAAGGCUCCAGACUUCAGGCACCAAAUAAAUUCGUCAACACUUCUUCACGUUUCUGUGUUGGCCAUACUUUGACCGCUGCACAACAUCAACACUGUUGUUCAUCGACCAUAAAUCCUGGUAUUGUACUAACACUUUGUUCACCGUCGCAACCCAUCAUGCCAUCCUCAUCAUCAACCGCCCUCAGCGCGGAAUCAAUCCUUGACUACAUGGUGAAGUCUCUCCCCACUCAACCGACAGACUCUGAACAGUCACCUCUUGUCAAAGACCCUUAUGCUGCUAUUGCCCUCUUCUCCCAUGCUUGUAUGCUUGCAGUAGGUUUCCGUCUCAUCGGCCUGGGAGAAGAUCACAAGUUAGAGGCACAAUCAGACUCUGAGAACGUACGGUCCUUACCUGCGGAAUGGACUGCCUCCUCCUCAUAUGCUUUUCGCUAUGCACAUUCGCAGUCGUCGAUGGAAUUUCUGGUCAAAGUGAAUCGCUUAGGAGGAAAAGCCCUCAUAUUUGGUGUCGGCCUCCCGGAUGAGAAGACAGCCUCUUUCGAGGUAAAAGCACAAGAGUACAUCUCAGAGGGUUCCAUCAAGGAGACAACCACAGCUUCGGACCAAACUAGUGCACUACGCAAUGUAUUCAUUUCAAAUGGACGCAUCACCGACCUGGCCUCUCUGUUCAAAGUCAACAUCAUACAGAAACUGGCACCAGGUAUUGCAAAAGCGGGGUACGAAGAGACAACCUCUACAACACAGCAACGCUCACGGCAAGAGGAGCCUAGGGCACCAGCACGAGAUCCACUGCGCGAUGAUCAGCCUCAACCUGCGCGUCCAUAUCCCUUCGAUGACCCUUUGGCAGCAGUACCAAGACGACCCCAACCCGCAGGUGACUUCUUACCUCCAGAGUUUGAAGACGAAUACGAACUCAACAGACCGGCACGUGGAAUGGCGCCCCUACGACAGCCGUUUGGAAACAUUGGAGAUAGAGAUUUGUAUCCUCCUGGUCUAGGUCCAAAUGACCCUCUGAGGAUGGGACCUGGGGGAGGUUUCCGUGGAGGUGGCGGUAUGCACCCCACGUUUGACGAUCCUCUAUUUGGCGGUCAGGGCGGUCAGCAACCUUACGACCCAAGAGCGCCCCCGGGUGCUAGGUACGACCCCAUCGGUCCUGGAGAUGGUCCGCCAAAUCUGGGAGGUGGUCCUCGGUUCCCUGGUGGAGGUAGUGGUGGUUUUGGUGGUGGCAACCCAUUUGGAGGCUUUGGCAGCGGUGACUUUAUCUGA
Molecule: messenger RNA, 1587 nt
Organism: Exophiala viscosa
Lineage: Eukaryota; Fungi; Ascomycota; Eurotiomycetes; Chaetothyriales; Herpotrichiellaceae
Product: PI31 proteasome regulator N-terminal-domain-containing protein
Exons: 2
Coding region: 481-1587 (368 amino acids)
Biological process (GO): proteasome-mediated ubiquitin-dependent protein catabolic process
Molecular function (GO): proteasome binding; endopeptidase inhibitor activity
Source: RefSeq, a predicted model, not a curated record